Molecule: messenger RNA, 3021 nt
Organism: Betta splendens (Siamese fighting fish)
Lineage: Eukaryota; Metazoa; Chordata; Actinopteri; Anabantiformes; Osphronemidae
Exons: 2
Coding region: 244-2904 (886 amino acids)
Biological process (GO): proteolysis
Molecular function (GO): zinc ion binding; nucleic acid binding; aspartic-type endopeptidase activity
Source: RefSeq, a predicted model, not a curated record
CGCUCACACUUGAUAAAUGCUCAAUCAAUUCAAAUUCAUGCUUGCCUGCUUGCAAUGAAGACUUGCUUUCUGCUCAAAAUAUCCCACAGAGUGAUUCUGAAAAGAAUAACAAACAGCUAAAUGAUAACUGCUGCAUGACUUUACAGUCAAAUGGUUUCAAACAAUUUCCUGAGUUUGCUCUGACGGUUCAAGGUGAACGUAUGGUGUUUUUAGUAGACUCAGGAGCAACAAAUAAAAUCUUCCAUGUUUUCCAAUCCACCUAAAAUGAGUGGACGAUUUGUGCACACUAUAGGUUCGUCUGGCCAGACAAUAAAAGAAAAACUUACUGUGCCUCUGUCUUGCACAACAUCAGACGGCAAGACACUCAAACAUUCAUUUUUGCUUUCAAACUUAUGCCCAGUUAAUCUAUUAGGAAGAGAUCUCAUGUGUAAUUUAGGUAUUUCACUGAUUUCCACUCCGGAGGGAGUGCAGGUCACAACCACAGACAAUGUAAAUAAUUUUUCUUUUGUUUGUGUUAAUUUCAGCUCAGAGCCGCUGCUCUACUCUUAUCAGUGGCUGCUGAAGGGAGAGGCUGUAACUAAGGCCCUCAUACAGGCUGCUCGACAGCUUGUUUCCUCACAGAAUACGACCUUUAGAGACGCAUCUGACCUGUCUUGUACAGCACAUGUGUCCACUGGUCCUGAUGAAGAGUUUGAAAAAUCAUGGUUACGCACAUCUGCGGACAAACUAACCUCAACCUCUCUAUUCUGGGAUGAACAUAGGUCUGCGCUUGCGAUUUCUCUCACUAACGAACAAGAGAGAUUUGUUGAUGCUUAUUCUACAGAUCCACAUGUCCUUCUGUCAAAACAUAACGGAGACAGAUGGCAGGACUUGGGUCCUUUCGUGGACAGAUGUCAACGGGAAGGAGACUGGCAAACGACUUCCGACCCGAAUGUGAUGUAUUCACCUACCUUGCAUGCUUACAAAAAACUUUUUCAGUCUAACUUUCAUGCGCAGCGUACAGUGCACUUGGUACCUCAACAUUCCACACACACUCCACACCACGUGUUUUUGUCGGAGGACGCUCUGACGCAGUAUCCAGCCUUACAGGAAGUUCCAGCUUCCCUGUGGGCCACACACAAAUAUGAUGUAGGUUUGAUCAAAGGAUGUGACCCAGUGGUCAUCACGCCAAAGUCUGACUACAGACCAUGCAAACAGCAAUACCCUUUAAAGAGAGAAGCAAUUGAAGGAAUAACACCGGUGUUUAACUCUCUUUUGAAAGCAGGAGUCAUCGUCCCAUGUGACAACUCUCCAGUGAGGACUCCACUCUUCCCAGUUAAGAAAAUCAGAGACAAAGGACAGCCAACAGAAUGGAGGUUUGUCCAGGAUCUGCAAGCAGUAAAUGCGGCGGUCCAACCACGCGCGCCUACGGUACCGAACCCCUACACCAUUCUUUCUCAGGUUCCGCCCAAGGCUAAAUUUUUUUCAGUAAUUGAUUUGGCUAAUGCUUUUUUCAGCGUGCCCAUUCACAAAGACAGUCAAUUCUGGUUUGCUUUUGAAUUUAACGGAAAGUCAUAUACCUUUACCAGACUAUGCCAGGGGUAUUCAGAAAGCCCUACAAUCUACAAUAUGGCACUGAAGGACAGCCUGGAUGAUCUUGUCUUGUCCCCAGGCACCGCCCUGCUGCAGUACGUUGACGACUUGAUGAUCUGCAGUGAGGAUCAGGAAACUUGCACAGCAGACACGAUUAAGCUGCUGAAACACCUGCAUGCUGCUGGACACAGAGCAAGUCUGUCUAAAUUGCAGUUUGUUCAGACUGAAGUUACCUUCCUAGGUCACAUCAUCACCAGUGAAGGAAAAUCCAUUUCACCUAAAAGAGCUGAAGCUAUUCAGAACCUGCCUAAACCGUGCACAUACAAACAGCUUAUGUCCUUUUUAGGCAUGUGCUCUUAUUGCAGGAAUUUCAUUCCUAACUGCGCCGUCUUGGAGGCUCCGCUUAGAGCUCUGAUGCAGACGUCUUCUGCAUCCACCACCCGCCUCACGUGGACGUCUGAGGCUGAACAGGCGUUCACCGACCUCAAACGUGCUCUUCAGUCGGCUCCUACUUUGGGUCUACCUGACCCUACGCGACCUUUCACCCAAACAGUGGAUGAGAAAUCAGGUUGUAUGACCUCUGUCCUUCUACAGGAUCACGGAGGGCGUCCGCGCCCUGUAGCCUAUUUCUCUGCUAAGCUUGACCCAGUCGCUGCGGGGCUCCCACGAUGCCUCCGAGCAGUGGCUGCGGCAGAGAAAGCCGUGCUGGCAUCACGUGACAUUGUUGGCUAUUCUGAUGUCACCCUGCUGGUUCCUCAUGCCGUGUCUUUGAUCCUUUUGGAACAAAAAACAUCACAUCUUUCUACAGCCCGAUGGCUUAGAUACAACACCAUCUUACUGGACAUGCCAAACAUUACUGUCAAAAGGUGCAAUGUGCUUAACCCAGCCACUUUGUUUCCAGGCCCUGACGAUGGCGAGCCUCACAACUGUGUUUCGGUGUUGAACCAGGUCUGCACUCCGCGCCCAGAUCUGUCGGAGGUGCCAAUUCCUAACUGUGACCUCAUUCUCUUUGUUGAUGGCUCCGCCUCUAGAGACCCUGCUUCGGGCCGCUGUCAGGUGAAAGCGGCUCUGCCCAAACAGGCGACAGAACCACUGCACAUCAUUCAACCAGGAGACUGGGUGAUCAUUAAGGAGCUUCGCAGGAAGCACUGGAACUCAAAGCGGUGGCAAGGUCCCUUCCAGGUCCUUCUGACGACCAACACGGCUGUGAAGAUCGCAGAAAGAGCGACUUGGAUCCACUCCAGCCACUGCAGGAAGGUCCCGGAUCCGACAGACGACCCUCCAUCUACAUCUACACCACACGAGAAAACCACCACUGACGAAAAGAACUGAGAAGGACGACCCUCGCUGUGCUCACACACGCACUGAGGCGAGGCUGCGUUGACCGUUCAGCUAAAGGUGUGAGCCAAGCGCCGCCUGAAGCUGCGCCGGUGAAUCACACUAUCAGAC